Molecule: messenger RNA, 2058 nt
Organism: Papaver somniferum (opium poppy)
Lineage: Eukaryota; Viridiplantae; Streptophyta; Magnoliopsida; Ranunculales; Papaveraceae
Product: probable protein S-acyltransferase 7
Exons: 5
Coding region: 351-1670 (439 amino acids)
Biological process (GO): peptidyl-L-cysteine S-palmitoylation; protein targeting to membrane
Cellular component (GO): endoplasmic reticulum; Golgi apparatus
Molecular function (GO): protein-cysteine S-palmitoyltransferase activity
Source: RefSeq, a predicted model, not a curated record
AAGUAGUACUUCGUUUCUUCUUUCCCUUUGUCUCUCUUUUUUCUUUGUUUAUUCUUCUUUUUGCCUUAAGAUUAGCUGCAAAAACCAAAAUCAUACCUUUUCUGUCUCUUCCGAAUUCCCAAUGCCUGGUUCUUCUUCCUUUUUUUCCUCUUCUUGUUGUUGUGAUACCCAUUUCUUGAUAUCUUCUUCUUCCUUCAAGUCUUAAUUUCUAGUUCUACUCAGAAAAAUAUCCCCACAUUCGGACCUCGGUGAACUCUUUUUUUUUCUUCCAGUUGUGUUCAGUUGGUUAGAUCACUAGCCAGGAAGGUUUUGAAUCUUCUCAAGUUAUAGUUAGGGUUUAAAAAGAAGAAAUGCAUGGAAAGAUGUAUUCAACUCGUCCUCCACCUCAGCUCUCCGAUUCAAACCGUCGAAUCAUUGAUUCCAAUGGAGGAACAACUAAACGAGUCUAUGAACUCUGGAAAGGAAGCAAUAGAUUUUUUCUUGGAGGCAGAAUUAUAUUUGGUCCAGAUGCAAGAUCUUUGAUAUUCACCGUAUCCCUCAUUGCAAUUCCAGUCAUCUUAUUUUGUUCAUUCGAUUCGCAAAGGCUCAUAAAUGAGUUUCAUCACAGUCUCGGCAGUCUCAUUAUAGCUAUUCCUGUAAUCCUUACUAUACAUAUUAUGGUUCUUCUCUUCCUUACUUCUGGAAGAGACCCGGGUAUCAUUCCUCGCAAUCCUCACCCACCAGAACCAGAAGAUGAAGGUGGUCCAUCUAGUUUAUCGAAUGACUGGUCUAGAAAUCAGGGUGGUACAUCGGGUUUACCACCAACCAAGGAUGUCCUUGUUAAUGGAAUUGCUGUCAAAGUCAAAUAUUGUCACACAUGUAUGUUAUAUCGUCCACCUCGGUGUUCUCAUUGUUCUAUAUGCAAUAACUGUGUCGAGCGUUUUGAUCACCAUUGCCCGUGGGUUGGGCAGUGUAUUGGAAAGAGGAACUAUAGAUUCUUUUUCAUGUUUGUCUCUUCCACAACAAUAUUGUGCCUCUAUGUGUUUGCCUUCUGCUGGGUAAACAUCAGGUUCAUAAUGGAAACGUAUCACUAUAAUGUCUGGAAGGCUCUUCUGAAAUCCCCUGUGUCAGGUGUUCUCAUACUGUACACGUUUAUAACUUCUUGGUUUGUUGGAGGACUCACAGUCUUUCAUCUCUACUUGAUUUGUACCAACCAGACAACAUAUGAGAAUUUUCGAUAUAGAUAUGAUAGAAAGAUGAAUCCUUAUAACCUUGGAGUGCUCCGUAACAUCGGGGAGGUGUUCUUCUCCAUGAUUCCUAGCUCUAAAAACAAUUUCCGAGCAAAGGUGACAGAGGGGAGCUCAUGUUCAAAUUUCGGCACUUCCCUUUCAAUGGGUCAUCAUCAUGGCAGCACCCCAGGUCUAGAGAUGCCUAAAAGAAGCUUUGAUGUUGAAAUGGGAGGGAAAAGGCAGGGAGUGGUUGACGAGGAGUUUGACGAUAUACAUGGCCAAAUAGAUGGUAUAGGCAGUUUAGAGAGGUGCGAGCCCCAGCCGAGACACACAAACUGGGGAGGUCAUAAAGGCAACAACUGGGAGAUGAGUCCUGAUGUACAUGCAUUGGCUGCUGAGUUUGGAAUGAAUCAAGACGACUUACCAAAGAGACAGAAAAUUAACGGGGGCCUUGAGGUCUGAAUCUUAGAGCUAAGCGGUAUACAUAUCGGCUAGACAAUGACAAACAGACAGACAAGACCAAACCAGCUAACCUGAAGGCAUGAGUAUAGGUUGGGUUUUCUAUUAAAAGAUUAGAUGGGAGGUUGUUCUGUUUGGACUGAGGUGAGGAAGAGAUAAUGAAUGAAUGUGUGAUUGAUGUACAUUUAUACAACCGGAUAUAUAAAUAGAUAGAGGAAGAAUGUUUGUGAUAUAAUUAGUAGUUGUGUUACUUUGCUUUCAAAAAUUUGGGCACUGACAUUUGUUUGUAUUUAUGCAAGUUCUCUUGGAGAAAAGCUGCAUUAUUGUUUUAAGAACCAUACUGAUUGCAUAUUGAACUGUUGAGUGUAUUAGUUUGGCUUGUUUAAUUUAA